AUGGAAAGUGGUUCGUUGACAUUCGCUAAACGUUCUGGCACGUCUCACACUAGUAUCGUGUACUACAAGUCUCCUCCACCAUACGUUUACAGCUCUCCACCACCACCAUACUACUCACCUUUCCCUAAGGUGUACUACAAGUCUCCUCCACCACCAUACGUCUACAGCUCUCCACCACCCCCACCAUACUACUCUCCUUCCCCUAAGGUAGACUACAAGUCUCCUCCACCACCAUACGUCUACAGCUCUCCACCACCACCAUACUACUCACCUUCCCCUAAGGUGUACUACAAAUCUCCUCCUCCACCAUAUGUCUACAGUUCUCCACCACCACCAACAUACUACUCACCAGCUCCGAAGGUAGACUACAAGUCUCCUCCACCACCAUAUGUCUACAGUUCCCCACCACCGCCACUUUAUUACUCUCCUUCUCCAAAGGUUGAGUACAAAUCUCCACCACCACCAUAUGUCUACACAUCCCCACCUCCACCAUCAUAUUCACCAUCUCCAAAAACUGAGUACAAAAGCCCACCCCCACCUUCAUAUUACUGA
Molecule: messenger RNA, 552 nt
Organism: Arabis nemorensis
Lineage: Eukaryota; Viridiplantae; Streptophyta; Magnoliopsida; Brassicales; Brassicaceae
Source: the annotation of a GenBank genome assembly